Molecule: messenger RNA, 5489 nt
Organism: Labeo rohita (rohu)
Lineage: Eukaryota; Metazoa; Chordata; Actinopteri; Cypriniformes; Cyprinidae
Product: tetratricopeptide repeat protein 39B
Exons: 19
Coding region: 168-1922 (584 amino acids)
Molecular function (GO): protein binding
Source: RefSeq, a predicted model, not a curated record
AACGUCACACUCCGACGACAUUCGGCGUCCGUAACCGAGAGGCUGAACCGAGUCCGCCGCGUAGAACCGCCUUCAGCAGCGAACUAGCCGGAGAGCCCGGACGGAUCCAGAUGUGUGACUGUUAAUGUAAGCAAACGUUCCGCGCCGAUCUCAGGGAAUCAAGCGCCAUGGCUCGGGUCGGUAACGGAGCGGACGGCGCGGAACCGGAGGAGGACUGUUUUGAAGAUGCUUUCGAUCGUAUCCCAGUGGCGUCUAAGAUGGACCUGCGUACGUCUAUAGAGGAGUGCACCAUGGCCCUCAACCUCGUCCUCAACAACAAGUUCUCUGAAGCGCUGGAUCUGCUCAGACCCUGGUCUAAGGACAGCAUGUAUCACGCGUUGGGCUACAGCAGUAUUCUGGUCAUGCAGGCCACCAUGACCUUCGAGCACAAAGACAUCCAGGCCGGUAUGGCGACCAUCAAAGAGACUUUACAGACCUGCCAAAGGUUCAGGAAACGAAACUCGAUGGUGGAGUCCAUAUCCAGCCUGAUGUCCAAACAGUCACCAGAGAGCCUGAAAGCGGAGGAGAUGCAUGCGGAGAUCUGCUACGCUGAGUGUUUGCUGCAGAAAGCCACGCUAACAUUCGUACAGGAUGAAAACAUGAUCAGUUUUAUUAAAGGAGGAAUCAAAAUACGCACAAGUUAUCAAAUCUACAAGGACUGCCAGAAUUUGUCGAACAUGUCUCAGGGAGUGGGCGGAGACAGCGAGGCCUUCAGACAGUUUGAGGGCGGAGUCAAGCUGGGGAUUGGCUCCUUCAACCUGAUGCUGUCUCUACUACCUGCACGAAUCCUUCGACUGCUGGAGUUUAUCGGCUUCUCAGGGAACAGAGAGUUCGGUUUGUCGCAGCUGCGGGACGGCGCCGGCAGUCACAGUCUCAGAUCCAUCCUGUGUGUCCUGACGCUGCUCUUCUACCACACUUACGUCUGUCUGAUUCUGGGCACUGGUGAGGGGAAUCUAGUGGAGGCCGAAGCUUUAUUAGAGCCCUACAUAGAGCGAUUUCCACGGGGCUCAAUCAUCCUGUUUUACUCAGCUCGGAUCGCCUUACUGAGGGGAAACUUUGAGAAGGCGCUGGUGAAGUUUCAGGAGUGUAUCACGGCGCAGCAGCAGUGGCGUCAGAUCCAUCAUCUGUGUUAUUGGGAGCUGAUGUGGUGUCACUCGUUCCAGCAGCAGUGGAGAGACGCGUAUCGAUACGCCGACCUGCUGUGCAAAGAGAGCCGCUGGUCUAAAGCCAUCUACGUGUAUCAGAAAGCUGCCAUCCUGAGCAUGAUGUCUGAUGAGGAGGUGAAAACGACCGGGGAGAAUGUCGUGGAGCUGUUCAGGCAGGUGGAGGGACUGAAGCAGCGGUUGGCAGGGAAAUCCAUCCCGACAGAGAAGUUCGCCGUCAGGAAAUCACGCAGAUACUCGUCAGCCACGCCUGUUAAACUGGUGAUUCCUGCGCUGGAAAUGAUGUACGUGUGGAACGGCUUCACUAUAGUUGGGAAGCGUGCGGAUGCCACUGAGAAUUUACUGAUCACCAUCGAGAAAGCAGAGGAGCAGCUACGCAACGAUCCCAACCCAUCUGAGUUUCAUCCUGAUGAUCAGUGUCUGGUUCAGAUGUUGAAGGGUUUGUGUUUGAAGCAUCUGGGCCGAUUAAUGCAGGCUGAGCUCUGCUUCACACAAGUGCUGAGCAGCAAGAAGCGCAUCCGUUACGAUCACUAUCUGAUCCCCUUCACCCUCUAUGAGCUGGGUUUACUCUACAAGCAACAGGGCGAUUACAUCAAAGCCACACGCUUCAUCGAGGACGCCAAGUUGAAUUAUAAGGACUAUUCAAUGGAGUCUCGUCUUCAUUUCCGCAUCCACGCGGCUCUCAGCAGUCUGAAGGGUUCUCCGACGAACUCGCCGUGAUGACGGACGGCAUUCGGCACCAGCGCAGCACGGCGCAGGAACGCGACAAGCACAUCACGACCGCCAUCGAAGCACCAAAGCAGCGUAGCGAUCUGUAGAAAAACACAUUCACUGACCAUUUCAGACCAAAGUCGCCGCUCAGUCAUCCAUAACGUCAGUCUAGCAAACGUGUACCUCAAACCUGAAGAUCUGAACACUUGUUUAAAUACAGAGUCGUACGUUUAGUCAGCCAGUCAGACGGCUGAAGAAGCUCGCUAAAGUCCAAUCAGAAAACAGCUGCUGUAAUGAAUGUAACAUUUUACUUUCAAGACCAAAUCUGUUUGUCUGCUUGUGUGUCUUACAUUGUGUGCCUCUGUUUUGUGUGUGUGUGUGUGUAGACGUCGAGUGUCGUUUGUACGUCUGUCGUUCACAAACCGCUGCAAUAAGAGUCUUAUAGAUUAUUAUUAUGCUGAUUACAAGUUUAGACGCUCCAAGCAAUUCACAAAAUCCAUUUGAAAGCAAUAAUAAUCAGCCAACAAUCAAGAAACUGUAUAUUAAUUAUUUUUUUUCUAGAAAGGGGUUGUUUUGUUGGUUACUUUAAACUGUAAUUAUAAAACAUGUUUUAAAUGUAGCGGGUGGGACUGACUUUAUUUAUUGUGCAUGAGUGUCCUCAUUUUAAUUUUAUUACCAAAUGUUGUACAAUAAUCAAAAUACAGCUGAUAUUAUUUUACAAACAUUAUUUGUUUUGGGGGUUUUUCUAUCACUUUAAAGUACAUUGCAAAAAAUGAUAUUCUUCAUCAGUAUUUUUGUCUUGUUUAAAUAUAUACAUAUAUAUAUGUCGCUCAAAACUCUGGGAUCAGUAAGACUUGUAAUGUUUUUAAAAGAAGUCUCUUCUGCUCAUCAAGGCUGCAUUUAUUUGAUCAUCAAUACAAAAAAAAACAGUAAUAUUGCAAAAUGUUAUUACAAUAUAAUGUUUUUUAUUUUAAUAUACUUUAAAAUAUAAUUUAUUUUUGUGAUGCGAAGCUGAAUUUUCAUCAGUUGUUACUCCAGUCUUAAGUGUCACAUGAUCCUUCAGAAAUCAUUCUAAUAUACUGAUUUAUUAUUAGAAUUAUCAAUGUUGGAAACCUUUUAAAAGGUUAAAAAGAACAGCAUUUAUUUAAAAUAGAAAGGUUUUCUAACAAUAUACACUACUGUUUAAACGUUUUGGGUCAGUAAAUUUUUAUUCUUUCUUUUUUUGAAAGAAAUUAAUACUUUUAAUGUGUUACAAUAAUAAAAAGUGACAGCAUAUCACUUACAUUGUUAGAAAAGAUUUAUAAUUUGAAUAAAUGCUGUUCUUUUUAACUUGUUAUUCAUCGAAGAAUGCUGAAAAAAAGAAUCACAGGUUCCAAAAAAAUAUUUGUCAGCACAACGGUCUCCAACAUUGAUCAUUCUAAUAAUAAAUCCGCAUAUUAGAAUGAUUUCUGAAGGAUCAUGUGACACUUAAGACUGGAGUAACAGCUGAUGAAAAUUCAGCAUUGCAUCACAGGAAUAAAUUAUAUUUUAAAGUAUAUUAAAAUGAAAAAACAUUAUUUUAUAUUGUAAAAACAUUUUGCAAUAUUGCUGUUUUUUUUCUGUAUUUGUGAUAUAUAAAUGCAGCCUUGGUGAGCAUAAGAGAUUCCUAAUAAUGUGCUAGUUAGCAAGUUUAGCGGCUAAAUGCGGCUAAAGUAAACAGGCUCGUCACUCCACAGAGAGAAGAGAGGGGCGGGGCGAGCAGAGCUCAUUAACAUUAAAGCAGCCUCGACCAGAAUGGGAUGAUUUUUGCAGAGCUGAUUUUGACAAGGUAAAAAGGGUGUUGUUUUACACGACCAAUGAGAAUUUUUACCCAAAGUAUAUUAUAGACUUUUCAUUAAGACCUAAAAGAAUCAUAUCAACUUGUGGAAAAUGGGCAUCUGAUGACCCCUUUAAAAAAACAUUACAAGUCUUACUGAUCCCAAAGUCUCUCUCUCUCUCUCUCUCUCUCUCUCUAUAUAUAUAUAUAUACACUACCGUUCAAAAGUUUGGGGUCAGUACAUUUUUAUUGUUUCUUUUUUCUUUUUUUUUUUUUUUAAGAAAUUAAUACUUUUAUUCACCAAGGAUGUAUUAAGUUAAUAAUUAAAAGUUUAUUAAAAGUUAAUAAUAAAUAAUUUACAUUGUUAUAAAAUAUUUAUAUUUUGAAUCAACACUGUACUUUUUAAACUUGUUAUUCAUGAAAGAAUCCUGAAAAAAAAAAAAAAAAAAAAUCACAGGUUCCAAAAAAUAUUUGGCAGCACAACUGUUGAUAUUAUCCAACAUUGAUCAUUCUAAUAAUAAAUCCGCAUAUUAGAAUGAUUUCUGAAGGAUCAUGUGACACUUAAGACUGGAGUAACAGCUGAUAAAAAUUCAGCUUUUCAUCACAGGAAUAAAUUCUAUUUUAAAGUAUGUUAAAAUAAAAAACAUUAUUUUAUAUUGUAAAAACAUUCUGCAAUAUUACUGUUUUUUUUCUAUAUUUUUAAUCAAAUAAAUGCAGCCUUGAUGAGCAUAAGAGACUUCUUUAAAGACUAUUACAAGUCUUACUGACCCCGAACUUUUGAACGGUAGUGUAUAUAAUAAAAAUAUAAUUUAAAAAAUUGUUUCAUGAAAAAUGUAUCAACAUUUAGUGACUUUACACUUGAAAUAACAGAUAUUUACCCCCGUAACACACCACCCCCACCCCCCAAAAAUAUGAAAAAAUAACUUGUUUUCCCUUUAAACUGAACUUUUUUUUUCUAACCACACUGGCAGUUUUUUAUUUAUUUAUUUAUUUAUUUAUUUAUUUUUUUGUCUUAUCUUGAUUUAUAAAUGUUUAAAAAAAUAAAUAAAAAAAAACAAGACACAAAUGCUGAAAAAACAUUAUGCGUUACGUAUAUUAAGGCCUGAAAAUGUUUAGCAGAUUUUUGAUUUGGUACAAAUGAAAACGUUUACAUUUCUAUUAUUUCUUUAAGCUUGUUGCCUGAUUAUUUUAAAUGAUUUGUGCUUGUGAAAAUUAAUUCUCAUCAAUCAAGCGGGCAACGAGUUUAUGCUGGAAAAAAGCAUCAUAAAUCUAAACAUCUUUAAACAUUAACUUAAGAAGCAAAACUGCAGAAGGCUUGUUUUCAGAGAAUAAAUCUUGAAAUCAAUACAGACACUAGGUGCCUUCAUCUAUAAUGUACAAACGUAUGUAAUUAUAAUGUAAUAGCAAAGUUUCCACGUUUUUCUGAAUUCGGCUGCAUUUGGCUAUUCAUUCAGGUCGUCUGUGUAAUCUGACUUGGAUGUGAACCGUUGUUAUUAUUAAUAUGUCACACAGUCAGUCAUGUUCGAUUCAUACAGUGGUUCUGGUGUUUGGACAGACAGGAUUGAGUUCAGAGCUGCUGUUAUUGGGUUUUAUUUGCUCUUUCAGUUGUGUUUGGUCUGAUCAGUGUUUUUUUCCACUGUCAUCUCUUACUUGUUUUUAUUCUUGCUGUUUACGGUUACCAAGCUUUUAAUAUCUAAGUUCAAAACAAAAGGUUUUUUAUGCACCAGUGUGUUUAGGUUUUAUUUUUUCUGGUCAUUUGCAUCAAUAAAAUACUGACAGAA